Molecule: messenger RNA, 1866 nt
Organism: Hyaloperonospora brassicae
Lineage: Eukaryota; Oomycota; Peronosporomycetes; Peronosporales; Peronosporaceae
Source: the annotation of a GenBank genome assembly
AUGGAGUCGUCGAUCGCCGACGCGGAGAAAACGGCAGCGACGCGUCCCAUGGACUGCCCCACCCCCCACGUCGACCGCCUCGAAGCCACUGCAGCAACAGAAACUACCAAAGUAGCACUCCCAGCAGCAGCCAACGCCACUGCGACAGUCUCCAGCCACAGCCACAGCCACAGCCACAGCAGUAGCGGCAGCACGAACGCGUCUGUAGACGGCGCCGUUGCUUCCGACAGUCAGACAGCCACAGCUCCGCUGAAGUCGAGCGAGAAGCACGAGCGCCAGCGCUCGACGGGGCCACCGCCGCCGCAGAGAGCAGUGCACGCGGCGUCGAACGUGUUGGCGCUCGCGUCGCGCGUGCGCAGUCGCGACGCCGUGUCGGGCGUCGCGUCGGUGCCCAUGCGGCGCCACAACAGCUCGCAGCACCUCAAGCAGACAGCGCUCGAGCGCAAGCGGAGCGCAGGGGCCAACGCCAUGAGCGCUGCGGCAAUGAUGCGCGCGGUGCAAGCGGCGGGCGGCGCUGGUGGCGACGACCGCACGGGCUUUGCGCGCAUUUACUUUGAGACGAAAACGUUCACGUCGUCGACAGUGUUUAAGCUGCUGAGCAGCACGACGGUGCUGGAAGUGCGGCAGUCGAUGGCGGCCAAGAUCAAGAUCCGCGUGCAGGACUUUGACAAGUACGCGAUCGUGGUGGUGUUCCCGACCGAUAGCGCCGGGUCGCUGUCGGCCCGGACGCUGAAAGACGAGGAGCUCAUUCUGCCGCUGGUCGAGCGACUGAAUCGAGCGCGGUCGGUGCAGCAGGCGGGGGUCGAAGGGACCGAGGCGAUCAGUGGUGGCUCGUCGUCGUCGUCGUCGCGAGCGAAAGCAAAGCAGGCUGCGAGACCGCCAGUCAAGUUUGUGCUCAAGGACGUUCAAGGUUCUCAGCUGGACAUUGGGGAAAGUGCGCCAUCGCCAAAGCGGCAGCUGUCCGACACACAGUCGAUCAACUUUCCAGUGCUGUUAGGAAAAGGCGUGUAUUCCGGCUACCUUCAGAAAGCAAGUUCGAUCGAUACAAAUCUGUGGAGGAAGCGGUGGUUCAUCAUCAAGGGCGACCAGCUGCUAUACUGCAAGUCAAACGUGAACCAACAAGACGUGACGGCGAUCAGUUUGCUUGGUGCAGUCCUCGCUAAGGCUAAGCCAGAAGUACGCGUGGCGUUCUCGUUUCAGCUCAAGACACCUCGCCGCGAUUACGAGCUAUGUGCAAGUAGCAAGGACGAGAUGGUGGCCUGGAUUCAUGCGCUCCACGUCCAGAUCGGUCUAUGCUCCGAGAAUCACCGCUUGUACGAAGCCGAGAUCUGGAUCACCGAAGACGCUGUGACGAGAAGCGAGCAGGAAUCAGUAUCGCGAACAAUCGAGCCUUGCCUGCUGGAGCGUGUGCUUUCUCGAGAAGACUCUCUCAAGCUUUUCCGUGACUUCGUCGUUACGACCCAAUAUCAGAGUUUGCUGGACACAUGGAUCGAGUGUGAGCUGUUCCGACGCAGUUGCAUCGCCCGCGAGAACGGUCUUAUGAGCUCUGCAGGCAUGACAAAUCGUCGUACAGCUCAAGACGAGUGGAAUCACUUGAAGGCAAUCAUCCGCGCGAUUCAGCUGCUAAACGUUGUGCACUCAGACGAGCUGAAUCAGCUUUGGCAAAUGUGUCAAGCAGAGCAGAGUACGCGUCGUCUCAGUGCGACGCUGAACACGGAAGGCUACGUAGAGUACCCGCAGACUGAUGUCAUUGUUUCAGUGCAGCUCAAGCUGUUUAGGGCUGUCGAGGCCGGGCCCUUCCAGCAGUUCAUUUUGCAAAAUGGGUAUCGACUUUUGCUGGAGCGCAUAAUUGGAGCAAUCGCGUGA